Messenger RNA from Anarrhichthys ocellatus (wolf-eel), 2819 nucleotides. Its product is annotated as dnaJ homolog subfamily C member 16-like. NCBI's taxonomy places the organism in Eukaryota, Metazoa, Chordata, Actinopteri, Perciformes, Anarhichadidae. The transcript is spliced from 9 exons. The record is from RefSeq and is a predicted model, not a curated record. The annotation marks the transcript as partial.
GAUACAGAAAAGCCUGUUGACGUCAUACAGGCCAAAGGGAUGAAGCGACAGAUAAUGGACGAGUUUGUCUCCAACAACAAGUUCCUGCAGCUGCCUCGGCUGGUCAACCAGCAGCUUUUUGAUGAGCUGUGCCCUGUGAAGCAGUUCCACCGACGGAGGAAGUACUGUGUGCUGCUGAUCACAGGGGAGGACCAAGCCUUUCUUCCGGGCAACAAGGCUUUCCUCGACUUUGCAUCAUUUAACAGAAAAGACGUGCUGCGGUUUGCUUACGUCUACCAGCGUCAGCAGCAGCCUCUCUGUCAGGCACUGCUCCACAAUCAGGCUGCAGUCUCACCGCAGGUGGUGAUUAUUGAGAGGCGGAGCCACGCUGGCAAGGUCAUGUACCGCUCAGUGAGCGGUGGCUGGAACGGCAGUGAGGAAGAUAAGUACCGCCUCCACGAACAGCUGGAGCUCCUGCAGAAAGACCCCACCUAUCUGAGCUCAGACGCCACCCUGCCCGAACUCAACAACGAGAUGGCGCCUAUUUUUAUUAUUCAGUGGAUGAAUGCUGCCUAUGAUUACAUCGUUCAAAUAUACGAUGACCUUCUCUACUCAAACUGGCGAGAAAUGAUGCCCAUUCUGUCAUUGAUCUUCUCCGCUCUCUUCAUUCUUUUUGGCACCGUCAUCAUUCAGGCCUUCAGUGAGCCAGGUGAGAACAAACCCCGGAAGCCAAAGCCAAAGGAGCAACCACAAACUGAGGAAGAUGCAUCAAGUAGAGCCAAUACUUCAAGCCGUCCUCCUAAGAAGGACUUUGUGGAAGUGACGGAGUUGACCGACAUCACGUACAUCAGCAACCUGGUGAAGCUGAGGCCCGGACACAUCAACGUUGUCCUGGUGCUCACCAACGCCUCCAAGAAUGCUCUGCUCAGGAAAUUUGCCAAGGAGGUCUUUUCUUUCUCUGGGACUCAGACUCUGCACUUCUCCUUCCUCAAUGCUGAUAAGCACCGCCACUGGAUGCCAUCGCUCCUUCGCUCAACCUCUGACACUAUGCAGAGCGAGGGCCAUUCGGACGAGGACGAGGAGUCUCCAGACUACGCCGGCCACGUGCUGGCCCUCAACGGCCACAAGAAAUACUUUUGCCUCUUUAGACCCGUCUUCACAGGGGACGAUCCCAACGACUCCUCGUCCGAGACCUCCUCCGACAGCAGGAGAAAGUCCCGGUCCAGGUCCAGGUCCAGCUCCCACUCUCGGUCCAGGUCCCAUUCCAGGGAGGAUGGGGCAGUACCCAAGAGGGGCUCCAGUAGGGCCACCAGCAUAGAAGUCCACCACAAGCUCGAUAGGCUGGGACUGUGGAUGGAGAGGCUAAUGGAGGGCACCCUUCCCAGAUUACAGGUCCCUGCAUGGCCCUCCCUUAGUGACACCACUAACUCCUUCACAGAGAGCUGAGGUCAAAGUAAAACAAAAACAAAAAGGUUUGAUGGUAGUGGAAACACUUUGUGGUUUUGCAUCCUGAUUACAUUCUUCAGCAAAAAAACAAACAGACUGUAGAACAGUGUUGCAGUUUUCAAAUCAUUAUUUGAGUUAUCUUACGCAGAGGCAGGUUGCUACAGUGAACUGUUGCAACCUGUUUACAGAAUAAUUUUAUCUGUUAGAUCGUGUGAAGCAGAUGGAAGUUGAGGGCAUAGAGUAGUGUGCUACCGCAAAGGUACAGGGCCUGCGCUGCAUGAUGCUGCUUAAUGUUUUCUGUAAGGAGGAGGAAAACGGAGACUCUAUAGGAAAACAACAAAAGCUGUAGUACACAUACACACACACAGUCAAUCUUUACACACGUAGAGAUCCUGUUCAAGGUGGUGUACUCAUUCCCCCCAAAAACAGCCAAUAAGCAUCAUGGCACAGACGAAGGCUGCAGCUAGCUGUGUGCGUUACAGAUUAACUCUAGUUCUCUGUGUUGCUUUCCUCUCUUUUUAACUCAUUAUGUGAUAUCAUUCAGCUCGGAAAAAGCGCAAUUAUUUUGCUCUACUCAAGUCCUUUGAACCCACCUAGAGCCUCUCAGCCUAAACACAUCUUUUCGACUGACAGCCUCCGAUCGUGAGUUUUUACGAAUAUAGACGUGGAAACUCAGCCUGAUGCACUUAGUUCAUCUUUGUUUGCUGUUAUAGAUCUGCUGACCUUUUUUGAUUCCAGACAUUAAGACAGACAAAUCCACAGCAUUGUUGGAAUCAAUAAUCAACUCGCAUAAAAACCAUUUACAUUUAAGUAUGUUUUUAGAAUUUAGUUAAUGAUUAAAUAGGAUUCUUCCUGCUGUUUAAAGCUCAGACCAAGUUGCCAUGUCAUGCUGCUGUUCGUCUCGGGAUUUAACAUUAAAUAUGCUCGCAGCCAAGUUAAAUAUCAUCUUGGAUAAAUCAUACCCAAAAUGUUACAAAUCUGCCUUUUUGUCUUUACACUUGCUGUUUUGUCUGGGGCCGGUUUCACUUUCUUUUUUUUUUUUAAGUUGAUUGUCUGAAUCAGAGGUAAAAGAUAAAUGUUAACCAAUAUACUUUCUCUUUUUUAAGCCAGUUUCCUUAAACCACUGUAAAUGUCAAUGCAUGGAAUAUGUAGACCUAAAAUCACUAAUAAGUGUUUAGUGAAUUUGCACUGGCAGCUGAAAUGCUUCACCCCGUCUCUCUCCUCCUCUUACUCUGUAACUGAAUAAUUUGCAGUACAUUGUAACCCUUAUAUUUCUUCUUGUAUGCCCUUUGAACUUCAUUUUUGUCUGUAUCCUACUGUGAGAAAUGAAGUGUAAAUUAUUAAAAGAAACUCAUUUUAAAACUGUUUAUUUAUUAAAACGUAUGGAUACGAUA